Camellia sinensis is the source of this 1425-nucleotide messenger RNA. RefSeq names its product transcription factor MYB36. The record is from RefSeq and is a predicted model, not a curated record. Lineage: Eukaryota; Viridiplantae; Streptophyta; Magnoliopsida; Ericales; Theaceae.
GUAUACAAACUUUGAAAAAAAAUGUUAAUGAAUGUGCGAACUAAUCCAAAUAUGAGAGAGAGAGAGAGAGAGAGAGAGAGCAGACCCUAGAAGAACUGAGGUUGAAUGAUGAAAGGAGAAGUUGAGGUGUGGGACUUUCAUGGUUCUCAUAAGCAUCACAUCACCCACUGUUCCUACUUAUAAAGCUUCGUUUUCACUUCAGCAUAGAGAGAGAAAGAGAGAACAACAUACAAAUGGGUAGAGCUCCAUGCUGUGACAAGUCGAACGUGAAGAGGGGUCCAUGGUCUCCUGAAGAAGAUGCAAAGCUCAAGGCUUAUAUAGACAAGCAUGGCACCGGUGGUAACUGGAUCGCUCUUCCUCUAAAGAUUGGGCUUAAGAGAUGUGGAAAGAGUUGUAGACUGAGAUGGCUGAAUUAUUUGAGACCAAACAUCAAGCACGGUGGCUUCUCUGAAGAAGAAGAUAACAUCAUCUGCAGCCUCUAUAUUAGUAUUGGGAGCAGGUGGUCCAUAAUUGCUGCUCAAUUGCCUGGAAGAACAGAUAAUGACAUCAAGAACUACUGGAACACAAGGCUGAAGAAGAAAUUGCUAGGAAGACGCAAACAAUCUAACAUCAACCGGCUAUCAACAAGUAGUCAGGAUCCAAAAGACACAAAUGGUCAAGAAGAUAAGUCGGUCUUAAGCAACUCAGCCCUCGAAAGAAUUCAUCUCUACAUGCAGCUUCAGAGCUUGCAAAACCCUCUGUCUUUCUACAACAACCCUGCACUAUGGCCCAAGUUGCAUACCCUACAAGAAAAGAUUAUUCAAAGCCUCCAAUUCUUGAAUGAAAAUACUACCAACCCUUUGAUGCAACAUAUUGAUGUCCCUCCUCCUAGUUCUCAACCAGGACAAGGACAAAAGGUUGAUUUCUAUGAACCACCCACUGUUGCUUUAAAUGGAAGCAAUGUACUCGAGUCAAGAUUAGAUGGCAUGGAACAAUUCAAUGCAAAAAUUCAGCCAAUUUCGACUUUCCAAGCUGAACUUGAUGCUCUACAUCUACUCAACAAUGAAACAACUGGUUUUCCACCACAAGAGGAUCCAAUAUCUGAAUUUGAUUGUUUUAAAGAAAUGGAUGGUUUGAAGGAAAGCGUGAUUUGGUGGUCCAAUGACUUCAACUCAAAAUCAGCCUCCUCAAACACUUGGGAUGCGACUUCUGUCCUUCAGUAUCAGAAUUAUGUAUCAAGUUACAAUCUACAGUGACAGAUGACAUAAGGGGUUGGGUGUAGGAUUAUUUCAAGUUCAUAAGAAGGGGAGGAUAAGCAGAAGAUGAUCACUUCUGUUGUAAAUUGUGUGAAUAAUAAUGUUGUGUCUUUAGCUAAUAUGUACUCGACAAUACUAUUGAUGGAGGUUGCUGUAUUUUUAAUCCGGAAGUUUACGGUUCCAAUUGUCA